AUGCAUCGUCUUUUUACUGAGCUGAAGCCAUCUAUUACUGUCACCGAGCAAAACCUGGCAGACCGAGUUCGGUAUAUCUUACGCUCAAAUAUAUUUGAUGACGCCGAACUCGAACGGCUACGACGUGAGGCUGUUCCCUCAUCAAAUGAAAACGCUACGACUGGGGGUGCGGUGCCACAAGUUGCAGAACAACCCGCACACGUGGAUGCCGCCGAUAAUAUCCAGUGGUUGCUGAUUCGAAUGAUGAUGGAACAUUCACCCAGGAACUAG
Messenger RNA from Parnassius apollo (apollo), 270 nucleotides. The record is from the annotation of a GenBank genome assembly. NCBI's taxonomy places the organism in Eukaryota, Metazoa, Arthropoda, Insecta, Lepidoptera, Papilionidae.